This is a messenger RNA of Aspergillus ochraceoroseus IBT 24754, 2660 nucleotides long. Its product is annotated as putative transcription regulator BDF1. The transcript is spliced from 2 exons. Gene Ontology annotation, biological process: regulation of DNA-templated transcription; chromatin remodeling. NCBI's taxonomy places the organism in Eukaryota, Fungi, Ascomycota, Eurotiomycetes, Eurotiales, Aspergillaceae. Bases 216 to 2570 code for a protein of 784 amino acids. Gene Ontology annotation, cellular component: nucleus; chromatin. The record is from RefSeq and is a predicted model, not a curated record.
GGAGGGCCUAGAUUAACACACCAACCACCAAAAAUGGCGACGCCGCCUCCCGAGGCUCCCUCCGUCCUCAAGGAGAAGCCUCAACUGCCGCCGUCGCCAAAUGGAGAUGCUUCUGUUGACAUCGAUCCCACUGGGUACGUAUCCCCAUCAACUCCUUCCGUGGAGAUGUGAAGUCGAAGUGUAGUUGUUGACUGGGCACCAGCAUCCCGCCUGCUAUGACUAAUUCCAACGCGCCCCCGUCCGUCAUCGGAACUGAAGCUGUCGCAAAGGACCCCAAGCUGGCCACCGUGAACGGCCAUACACCCGAUCAGCAGAAUGGUGUAACUACAACUGCCUCUCCUCCAAAGUCUCCAGCUCCUCUGAGCACUGAUGUCCGCGCGCCAUCAGAGAAGCCCCUCAAUGUGAGCUCCGAGAUUAAGACAGAAUCCACAGAGGAAAAAUCUGCCUCGGCUAGCCAACCCGUCCAGCCGCCUACCAACGGUACCGGUGCUAGUCCCAAAGAGACCCAGCCCGCUACGAGCGUACCACCAGAACCAUCCGAUGCCACCGCCGAUGCACAAUCGCCAAAAGGCUCGAGCACAGUCAAAACAGAGCUGCCUCAUCAUCCCUCCACCGGUGCGCUGCCUGAAAGCACGUCAAACUCUACUGUUUCCGUUCCUACUCCACUCGUACCACCUCCAUCCGGGGUAGAUCAAGAAAUGCGGGAUGCACCCGAUGUCCCAACAUCCCCCACCAAACUCUCGAGGGAGCGCGAGCCGGAGCCGAGUGAGGAACCAGCCGCGAAGCGCACGAAGAUCGGUACAGUGGGAUCGAUGUCGGCGGAAUUCAAGGUUCCUGAGUUACCAACACCCACGACCGAAGGUCACAGAAAUGCACUGGCUAAUGGCGAGUCCGCUAUGACCAAGGUUCAACAUAAGUUCCUGCUCAAAUCAAUUCAAAGUUUGAAGCGCAUGAACGAUUCCCGCUUUUAUCGAGAACCUGUUGAUCCCAUUAAACUGAACGUCCCUCAUUAUCCACAAAUCAUUAAACAUCCAAUGGACCUUGGCAGUAUUGAGCUCAGAUUGAAGAACAAUCAAUAUAAGGAUCCGCAGACUGUUGUUAACGACUUCCAUCUGAUGGUGCAGAACGCAGUGACGUUCAAUGGUCCCGAUCAUUUGGUCUCUCUAGAAGGUCAAAGGCUAAAAGCUACCUUCGAGAAACAGAUGGUCAAUCUGCCUAAACCUGGUGAAUCAGAAGACAAGAAGCCUAAGAAGGUCUCGCCUAAGACUUCCGCUGCUCGCCGAGAGCAUCGAACCAGCUUAGGACAGACUGUCUCGCGCCCAACUGGUGGGUCACCACAGGCCCAGGUUACAACCUUUGCGCUUGGACCGGAGGGUCUACCUCUUAUCCGACGUGAUUCCGCCAAUGCGGACGGCCGUCCCAAGCGUUCCAUUCACCCUCCUAAACGUGACCUACCUUACUCAACGAAACCCAAGAAGAAGAAAUACCAGUGGGAGCUGAAGUUCUGCCAAGAAGUUUUGGAUGAAUUCCACAAGCCAAAGCACUACUACUGCGCGGCUCCUUUUUAUGUUCCCGUUGAUCCGGUCGCGUUGAACAUCCCCACCUACCACAGCAUUAUCAAGAAACCUAUGGAUCUUUCUACUAUCCAAUCGAAACUUAACACUGGCCAAUACGAGAAUUCCAAGGAGUUCGAGAUUGACGUACGCCAAAUCGUCAAAAACUGCUUCAAGUUCAACCUCAAGGGCGACCCCACCUACAUUGCAGGAGAGAAGUUUGAGGAAUUAUUCAAUCAGAAGUGGGCACAGAAGGGGCGUUAUUUGGAAGCCCAUGAACCACACCCUGAACAUCAUAGUGCCGAAUCAUCCUCCGAGGAGAGCGAGGAAGAGGAAGAGGAAAGCGACGAUGAUGAUGAAAAAAUCAAUAUUCUGAAGAAGCAGAUCGCCGAGAUGUCUCGACAAGUUGAGGCUAUGACCCAGAAGAAAAAGAAAACUCCACCUGGGUCCAAGAAGUCCAAAUCCAAACCUGCAAAGAAGGAUAGCAGCAAAAAGAGCGGUGUAACUACCAGUGGCAGCAAGAAGGACAAGAAGAGCAGCACCAAAUCAUCUAAGCCCGAGAAGCAACGCUGGGUUACCUACCACGAAAAGCAGAUCAUAUCAAACGGCAUCAGUAGUCUUCCGGAUAAGAAGAUGCAGGAGGCACUCAAGAUCAUCCAAAGCAACGUUCCGGCUCUCAAGGGCACUCAGGAAACCGAAAUCGAACUUGAUAUUGACGAGCUUCCCAACGAGGUCUUGCUGAUGCUGCUCAAGUUCGUGAAGAAGAAUGCGCCGCAUGUGAUGGAUGAAGAAGAUCUAGCCACGCCCAUUGCGACUAAUCCCCCCCCCGCUAAGCCCAAGAAGAAUAAACCCAUGAGCAAGUACGAGCAGGAGGCUCAAAUUAACAUGCUCGAAAGUAACCUUUCCCGCUUCCAGGGCGGCGGCAGUGGACGUUCACCCGACCCAGUCCCUUCAGUCGAGGCUAACGACAGCAGCGGCGACUCUGAGGAUGAUUCCGAGGAGAGUGAAGAGGAGUAAAUCUUCGCUGGGUAAUUCUGCUGUCCUAUCGACGACUUCAUAAAGUGGCUGGCUUUUAAUCCCCUCCUCCCUUGACCACCCUUUCUUCUC